AUGUGGCUCCGGGCUCUGCUCUGGGCUUCUCUUGCUGUUUGCACAGUUUGGGGACACCCACCCUCACCUCCAGUGGUGGACACUGUUCAUGGCAAAGUCCUGGGGAAGUAUGUAAGCUUAGAAGGAUUCACACAGCCUGUGGCCGUCUUUCUGGGAGUCCCCUUUGCCAAGCCUCCCCUUGGUUCCCUGAGGUUUGUUCCACCACAGUCUCCAGAGCCCUGGAACUUUGUGAAGAAUGCCACCUCCUACCCACCUAUGUGUUCUCAGGAUGCAGUUGGAGGACAGGUGCUCUCAGAGCUUUUCACCAACAGAAAGGAGAGCAUCCCUCUACAGUUUUCUGAAGACUGUCUCUACCUGAAUAUAUACACCCCUGCCGAUUUGACAAAAAGCAGCCGAUUGCCAGUGAUGGUGUGGAUUCAUGGAGGUGGAUUGAUGGUAGGCGGAGCAUCAACCUAUGAUGGACUAGCACUCUCUGCCUAUGAAAACGUGGUGGUGGUCAUGAUUCAAUAUCGCCUGGGUGUUUUCGGAUUGCUCAGCACAGGCGAUGAACAUAGCCCUGGGAACUGGGGUCAUCUGGACCAGGUGGCUGCACUACACUGGGUCCAGGAUAACAUUGCAAACUUUGGAGGGAACCCAGGUUCUGUGACCAUCUUUGGAGAGUCAGCAGGAGGUGCAAGUGUCUCUGUUCUUGUAUUGUCUCCUCUGGCCAAGAACCUCUUCCACAGAGCCAUUUCUGAGAGUGGUGUGGUGAUCAGUACAGGCCUGGUCAAGAAGAACACCCAGUCUGUGACUGAACUGAUUGCUACAAUUUCUGGCUGUAAAACCAUCACAUCAGCUGUCAUGGUUCACUGCCUGCAAGAGAAGACAGCGAAGGAGCUCUUGGAGGUUACACUGAAAUUGGUACCUGAAAAUCCCUCCUUGUCCACUGUGAUUGAUGGAGUGUUGCUGCCAAAGACUCCAGAAGAGAUCCUGGCUGAGAAGAGCUUCAACAUUGUCCCCUACAUGGUGGGCAUCAACAAGAAGGAGUUUGGCUGGAUCAUUCCAAUGAUGAUGGGCUUAGAAGACAAGAUGGAUGAGAAAAUGGCCAGUACCCUCCUGUUGAAGUUCCACUCUGUUCUUAACAUCUCUAAGAAUAUGAUUCCAGCAGUCAUUGAGAAGUAUUUAGGACAAGCAGACGACCCUGUCAAAAAGAAAGACCUUCUCCUGGACCUGUUUGGGGAUAUAUUUAUGGGUAUUCCAUCUGUUCUCAUGUCCCGUGCCCUCAGAGAUGCAGGAGUUCCUACCUACAUGUAUGAGUUUCAAUAUCGACCAAGCUUUGUAUCUGAAAAGAGACCCAAGACAAUGAUAGGAGACCAUGGUGAUGAAAUCUUCUCUGUAUUUGGGGCUCCAUUUUUAAAAGGGGGCGCUGCAGAAGAGGAGACCAACCUCAGCAAGAUGGUGAUGAAAUACUGGGCCAACUUUGCUAGAAAUGGGAAUCCCAAUGGGAAGGGGUUGCCACACUGGCCAGAGUAUGAUCAGAAGGAAGGGUACCUGCAGAUUGGAGCCACCACCCAGCAAGCCCAGAGACUGAAAGGGGAGGAAGUUGCUUUCUGGACUGAACUUCUGGCUAAGAAGACACCUCGGACAGAACACGCUGAGCUAUGA
Cricetulus griseus (Chinese hamster) is the source of this 1644-nucleotide messenger RNA. NCBI's taxonomy places the organism in Eukaryota, Metazoa, Chordata, Mammalia, Rodentia, Cricetidae. The record is from RefSeq and is a predicted model, not a curated record.